Molecule: messenger RNA, 3051 nt
Organism: Physcomitrium patens
Lineage: Eukaryota; Viridiplantae; Streptophyta; Bryopsida; Funariales; Funariaceae
Product: eukaryotic translation initiation factor
Cellular component (GO): eukaryotic translation initiation factor 4F complex
Molecular function (GO): translation initiation factor activity; mRNA binding; protein binding
Source: RefSeq, a predicted model, not a curated record
CUUCCCCCUCUUCCCUGCCCCCAUAUCUCCCACUUACUCUUCCCCCUGCUGCCCCUCAGCUAUGGAAGCCGCCGCGCCGCCUCCCGCAUCGCAACCAGCUCCGACCUCGGUCUCGCUGCGUCCCGGUGGUGGCAAGUCCCUCUCCUUCCGCCCCCACAGUGCCCCCUUCCAGAAUGGUUCGAGGGGUGCGUUUUCGGACGACCCUGCGGCCCUUAACCCUAACGUAGCCACCACCAAGUUCGUGCUGCGGGAGCGGCCCGUCAGGAGCUACCAUGAGAGGAUUCGAUACUCUAGGGAUCGUUUGCUGGAGUUUCGCGAUGCCUGUACGCAGGCGCCGGAACAGCUUGUGAACUCGGGAAUCAGUAGUUUGACCGCCAGCCCCGAGGUUGAGGAUGAUUGGACCAGGAGGGAGCCGAGGGAUUUGCCGCAACCGCCUGUUGCUAGAGUUGCAGAGUCUGAUGAUAGGGAUUGGAAGGCCCGGGCUCCGCUCCCUCCAUCUGCACCAGUGCAAGAGGAAAGAUCCUCGUCUCGCGAACAGCAAAGGGACAGGAACCCUAAGCACCGCAAUGACAGAAAUGACAGGAGCGAUUUCAAUGAUAGAAAUGACAAUCGGGGUGCUCGCGAGCAGACAAAUUCUUCCCAGGGCCAGCGUCAGCAGGAGAACGCACCCUCGGGGCCUCUUCCUGCAAUUGUCAAGGCCGCCAAUCCGUGGUCGGCUCGAAGGGGAGCCCAGUCCGAAAAGGAGAAGGUUUACCGGACGGUGAAGGGCAUUUUGAACAAGCUGACGCCCGAGAAGUACGAUGUGUUGGCGGAGCAGAUGAUGGAGGCCGGAAUCAGCUCGGCUGAGAUAUUGCAGGGCGUGAUUUCGCUGAUCUUCGACAAAGCAGUGUUGGAGCCGACGUUCUGCGCCAUGUACGCGCGGCUGUGCGAGCAGUUGAGCAAGGAGCUGCCGGAGUUUCCGAGCGAACAGGCCGGGGACAAGCCGAUAACGUUCAGGCGAGUGCUGCUGAACACGUGCCAGGAGGAGUUCGAAGGCGCGGACGCGAUGCGCGAGGAGAUUAAGAAGAUGACGAAGGCGGAGCAGGCAGUGGAGCGCGCGGAGAAGGAGAAGAAGGUGAAGCUGCGGACUUUGGGGAACAUCAAGCUGAUUGGUGAGCUGUUCAAGCAGAAGAUGUUGCCGGAGAAGAUCGUGCACGCUUGCAUCCAGGAGCUGCUGGGGCAGGAUCCGAAGGGAAUACCGGCGGAGGAGAACGUGGAGGCGCUGUGCCACCUGUUCACGACGGUGGGGAAGCAGCUGGAGGAGAGUGCGAAGUCGAGGAUGGCGUUCGACACGUACUUCGCCCGGCUGAGGGUGAUCGGAGACAGCAGGAGCCUGGCGUCUCGAAUCCGGUUCAUGGUGCGCGACAUCCUGGACCUGAGGUCGAACAAGUGGAUGCCGAGGCGAGAGGAGAUGAAGGCGAAGACGAUCAGCGAGAUUCACGCGGAUGCGGAAGCGAAAUUGGGACUACGACCGGGGAUGAUGGCACUUCGAAACGUGAGAGCAGCGAUGCCCGGGUUCAUGCCAGGGGUCGGAGGUAUGAUGCCAGGAAUGCCCGGGAUGCCGGGAAUGCCUGGAGCAGGAGGGGGAAUGCCUGGAAUGCCAGGAGCAGGGGGGGGGAUGCAAGGGGUUCCGACGAUGGGGAGCAUUAUGGGGUCAGGAUUGGAGGCGGACGGGUGGGAGACGGUGAGCGUGGGAAGGAGGAGCAGGAAAGACAGCUCUGGGGUUCUUCCGAUGCCAGGAACAGGGGUUGUCGGUGGCUUAGGUGGUCCGACGGGCGGAUCUAUUCCAGCAGUUGGUAGUCGUCCUGCGAGAUUUUCCUCUUCGACUGUGCGCACUAACUCUGUUGGUCCCAGAGCUCUACCACAGGGCAGCGGUGGGUUCAGUUUCAUCGGCAAGUCAAGCGCGUUGCUCGGAAAUAGUCCUGUCCCAACCAUUGUCCCUGUUCGCCAGAGCGGUCCUGCUGCAGAGCCUCCUAAGCAGGAGGAGUCAUUGAAGGAUCCUGCUCGGGGGCCACCUGCUUCAGCUGAAGCACGUGUGGCUGCAGCCGGGCCUCCGUCUGCAGACUUGGUGAAGAGGUCGGAGUCGCUGCUGAAGGAGUACUUUUCUAUCGUGGAUCUGAACGAGGCACUGCUGUGUGUGCAAGAGUUGAAGAACCCUAGUUUCCAUCCGGAGUUUGUGAGGAUCGCGAUUUCGACUGCGCUGGAGAUGCGAGAGAAGGAGAGUGGGUUAGUGCUGAAACUGUUGGUGCACUUGCAGUCGAAGGGAGUGGUAUCGAGCGAGGACUUGCGGGGAGGUGUGGUGAUGGUGGCGGAGGGGCUUGAGGACAUGGCGAUGGAUGCGCCAUUGGCCCCGAAGCAGUUGGGAGGCAUGAUAGCAGGUCUGAUUUUGUCAGAAGCGUCGGAGGUUCGGUUGAUGCAGGAAGCUGCAGCGAAGAUAGAGGACGAGUUUCUGCAGAAGGAUGUGUUGAAGGCUGUGGUGAACAAGUUGAAGGAGAACGAGGCGCAGGUGGGUGAGGUGUGUCGGAAGGUUUCGGUGGAUAAGGAGGGACUGUUGAGUGUGACAGUGGAGGGAGACAUUGCGAAGCUUUUAGGUUAAAGCGAAUGUCUGAAUUAUGGUAGAUGUGAUAGACCUGUGCAGAUUUGCCGAUGGACAACGGUUUGAGACUACCUGUUCGCACUGAUAAUCGGAAUCUAUUUCAAUGUAGGCUGAGGCGCACUCUUCUGAAGGUGUCGUGACGUUAGUUUUAUCCUCGUCUCUGUUUCUAUGAGACCCGUGAAUUUUUUCUUAUUGCAGUGAGUCACAUCAAUAUUGGUGUGCAAUUGAGAUUUAUUCUGGCUUUUUCAGAUUUUUGUCUCUUUUUCGAUGAAUUUUCUCUCUGGAUUCGGGAAUGCCUCUUAGAGUGCUGACUUAAGAGUACUAAGUCAUAUUUCGUCAUAUUAGCGAAUGAGGCUGCAGACUAAGCGUACUCAAGGCAUUGUUUCAAUAGAAAUGAUUUCUCUCUGGAGUAUGCA